ACACAAUGUUUGUUUUUAAAAUCGAAUCUAAUGGAAAAAACUUGCAAUCGACAUUUUUAUACUCUUCCGGAACUCGAUAUAAAAAUUACAUACAACAAAGAAACAUGCCAUGAUUUUAUUAGCCAAACAUUGGAAACAGAAUCCAAGGAAAUACGCAAGGUCCGUACCUCAAGUUUUUUUAAACUGCAAGAUCAAGAUACUUCAAAAACCUUAACCAAAAAUGUCGACGUAGGCAAAUUUAUUAUUGCACACAGAGACGUACCUAAAAAAUUGAUUGGUAACCCAUUAAAUGAAUUUGAUUUUAAAAAUUUUGAAAACGAAAAAAAAACUAAAAGUAAACGCGAAACAAAGAAUCAAACAGAAGAGCAUGUAACUUAUAAAAAUACAUAUCCAUUAGAUCCUGUUUACCCUUUAAUUGAAAGUAAAGUGAUGCAGAUAAUCAAAAAUGAAAUAGCCCGGUUAAAAGAAGUAUCAUGGACAAGUCCCGGUCAUUUGUGUUUAGAAUUAUCAAAUUGCAUAAAAAAUAAACUCAAAGUUCAAAAGUUUUCUAGAUACAAAUACAUAGUAACAACAACUUUUGGAGAUGUAUUAGAUCAGGGAUUUAAAAUAGCAAGUCUGUUUUUCUGGGAUGCUCAGCGAGACAAUUAUAUAUCGGAAACAUUUUUUAAUUCACGACACUUUAUCACAGUUUGUGUUUAUGCAGUUUAUUUUGAUUAGUUAUGCAAAAAUAUAAAACAGCAAAAAUAUAGUACUGGUAUGGUUUGUGAAAAAUGGAACGUAUUUUAGUGUAUUUUUUAUUAAAGAAUUUAAAUACCUUUUAAAUUUGUAAUAUGAAAAAAAUAAUCCUUUUUAAAUCAA
Molecule: messenger RNA, 858 nt
Organism: Hydra vulgaris (swiftwater hydra)
Lineage: Eukaryota; Metazoa; Cnidaria; Hydrozoa; Anthoathecata; Hydridae
Product: dynein light chain Tctex-type protein 2B
Biological process (GO): microtubule-based movement
Cellular component (GO): cytoplasm; cytoplasmic dynein complex
Molecular function (GO): dynein intermediate chain binding
Source: RefSeq, a predicted model, not a curated record